CCCACCUCCACCUGCCCCGACGUGCACUGCGACUGUUCAGGCUUGCGGGGCGAGUCCCUGCACGGCCCGUCGGGCGCGGUCCUGCUGCUCGGGGGCCUAUGCAUCCUGGUUGCCGGCGCAGCCGCUGGCACGGCAGGCACCAUCCUGGUCUUGCGACGGCGGAGCUCGCCCUGGAUCUCAUCGGAGGGCGGCGACACGGGCGACGUGCUCGGCGAGGAGGCGCGCGCGCAGGUCGGAGUAUUCCUCGGAGUGGCCUUCAACAUCGGCGGCCGCGACCUGGUGCACGAGCGGGUGGUUGUCGCGCUCAACCCAGCGACGCCAGGCUCAGCGUCGAUCGUCACGGUGGACGGGGACGAGUAUGAGGAGCAGUUCGUUGGCAGCGCGGACGUCCGCUACUGGGGCCUGCUGCCCAUGGAGCUCCAGGGGGCAGCUCGGAGGGCCUGCGCUCGCCUCGGCCUCGCUGCGCCCGUGAGUGCCGUGGUGCCCAACGUUGGCGGCCGCGCGGCCGCGCCAGCUGCUGCCUGCGCGGCGGCCGCCCCUGCGCCCCUGGCGCCCCCAGCAGCUCCAGUCGCUGGUGGGCUCGGCGCCUUGGUGGCGGCGCUAAGCGGCCCGGCUGGCGCGGCCCCAGCUGGCGUGGGUGCCCUCGCCGCCGCCGCGCCUGCCGCGGGAGGAGUGCUCGCGCGCCCUGCCGUCCCAGCGGCGCCCGCCCCUGCGCCGGCGGCUGCUGCGGCCCCCGGCGCCCCAUGCGCGGCGCUGGUGGCUGACGGGGCGGCGGGGCCAGCGGGAGGAGCGGUGCCAGCCCCAUUCGCGCUUGGCGGCGACGCGCGCGCGCUGGCGGUGACGCGGGAUGCUAGAGCGGACUUCCGCGCAUCGGUGGCCACGACGGUCGAGCUUCCCUGGGCAGAUUGGCCCGUGCGCGGGCCUCGCACUCUCCAGCGGGCGCUGCAGUACAUGGCGCAUCGCGCAGGGACUCCUACUGCCCAUCAUCAGAGAUGGUUGUCGGAGACAGGGCUGGAGUUGGAGGCGCCCGGCGUCGAGCUUCACCACAUGGCCUGCAUGGUGCUGGAGACGUCGGUCACCUACGACCAGGAGCGCGCCACCAACUUGGCGCACUUGGAGCUGGUGGCCCGCGCCAUUCAAGUGCAGGAGGAGCGCUACAGGCACUUGGUCGCUCCGAGCGAGACGGGCGCGGCCGACCGCGCGGUCGCGAUGGGCUCGCUGGAGCUCGACGGCUCGGCGCGUGUCUGCCCGGCCCUGCGGGGCCAUCUCGCGCUGGAGCUGCAGCGGGAGAUGGCAGUGGCCAGGGAGAGGCGCAAGGCGCGCGAGGAGCGCGCCCUCGCUGGCGGCGGCGGCGGCGGCCGCGCUGGCGGCGAGGGGCGCGGACGAAGGGGGCGCGGGGGCCGUGGCGGCCGGGGCGGCGGCGCCAACGCCGCAGGUCACAUCUGGGACUCCAUCGUCGCGCCCGGGCCAGAGCCUGAUGAGUAUCGCGACGACAUCUCAGACCCCAGCGGGCCGCCGGCGCCUCUCCAUGGGCUGCUGGGUGAGCGGGACUCCGCCGCGCUGCGGGAGUGGAGGCGCCAUGUGCUUCGAGAUUUUGAAGAGACGCGUCAGCUGCGCGGGGAGGCCUGCCCGCAGGGCCCGUGCACGGACCCCGCGCUGCUCCGCUCGCCAGUUGACUACGCCUCAUUCCUCGGCGCGAUGGUCGAGCGCCGCGUGCUGAUCUUCUCUCCUGCGCAUGGGCGUCGGGGUAACAUGGGAGUUUUCUUCGCGCCAAAGAAGAGCGGGCGCCUUCGUGUGAUCUUCGAUGCUCGCCUGGCCAACUGCGCUUUCACCGACGCCCCGAGGACCCAGCUGCCUUCGGCAUCAGCCUGGGGGCGCCUCGAGACGGGUGGCACGCGCAUCUCCGUCGCCUCGGCCGACCUCGACGUGGCGUUCUACCGCGCGCAGGCGCCCGAGGGGAUGGAGGAGCGCUUCGCGCUUCCACCAAUCGCUGCAGAGUGCCUGGCGCCCCUUGGCAUUGCGGUUGCAGGCGUGACUGGCGAGGACCUCGUGCUACCCCAGGUGGUGGUGCUUCCCAUGGGCUUCAGCUCGGCCUUGCACCUGUGCCAGACGGUGCUCCAGACGCCGUUGUUCCGCGCAGGCUUCUCGCCGGAAGACCUGGCCCUGGAUGGCAACUGCGGCUCCCCAAACCAAGUGAGCCAGCGGCUGCAGGUGGUGACCGACGACCUUACCCGGCACGGGCUUGCGGUGCACGAGCUUGAGGCGCCCUCCCAGAACCGCGACUUCUUGGGGCUGUCGCUGCGCGAGGGGCGCUGGCUCAGCCUGCGGACUCGCAACAUCUGGAGGCUCCGCGCGGCGAUCCGCGCCGCCACCCGGAGGCAGGUCAUCAGCGGCCCCCUCUUGCGGGCGCUCGCGGGGCGCAUCGCCUGGGCGCUGCUGCUGCGGCGCGAGCUGCUGUGCAUCCUCAAUUCUACCGAUGCCUACAUUCAG
Molecule: messenger RNA, 2490 nt
Organism: Prorocentrum cordatum
Lineage: Eukaryota; Dinophyceae; Prorocentrales; Prorocentraceae
Source: the annotation of a GenBank genome assembly